Molecule: messenger RNA, 1763 nt
Organism: Perca flavescens (yellow perch)
Lineage: Eukaryota; Metazoa; Chordata; Actinopteri; Perciformes; Percidae
Product: tripartite motif-containing protein 16-like
Exons: 1
Coding region: 1-1665 (554 amino acids)
Molecular function (GO): protein binding; zinc ion binding
Source: RefSeq, a predicted model, not a curated record
AUGGCGCAGAAAGGAGUUAGUCUGGACAGGGAAACUAUUUCUUGUUCCAUCUGUCUGGAUUUACUGAAGGAUCCCGUGACUACUUCCUGUGGACACAGCUACUGCAUGGACUGUAUUCAACGCCACUGGAAUGAAGAGUAUGAGAAGAAAAUCUACAGCUGUCCUCAGUGUAGAGAGACUUUCACACCGAGGCCUGUCCUGCUGAAAAACACCAUGUUAUCAGAUUUAGUGGAGGAGCUGAAGAAGACUGGACUCCAAGCUGCUCCUGCUGAUCACUGCUAUGCUGGAGCUGAAGAUGUGGCCUGUGAUGUCUGCACUGGGAGAAAACUGAAAGCCCUCAAGUCCUGUCUGGUGUGUCUGGUCUCUUACUGUGAGAAACACCUCCAGCCUCAUUAUAACUCCUCUGCGUUUGAGAAACACAAGCUGGUGGAGCCCUCCAAGAAGCUCCAUGAGAACAUCUGCUCUCGUCAUGAUGAGGUGAUGAAGAUGUUCUGUCGUACUGAUCAGCAGUGUAUCUGUUAUCUCUGCCCUGUGGAUGAACAUAAAGGUCACGACACAGUCUCAGCUGCAGCAGAAAGGACUGAGAGGCAGAAAGAGCUCGAGGGGAGUCGACAAAACAUCCAGCAGAGAAUCCAGGACAGAGAGAAAGAUGUGAAGCUGCUUCAACAGGAGGUGGAGGCCAUCAAUCGCUCUGCUGAUAAAGCAGUGGAGGACAGUAAGAAGAUUUUCACUGAGCUGAUCCGUCUCCUGGAAAAAAGAUGCUCUGAUGUGGAGCAGCAGGUCAGAUUCCAGCAGAAAAGUGAAGUGAGUCGAGUCAAAGAGGUUCAGGAGAAGCUAGAGCAGGAGAUCACUGAGCUCAAGAGGGAAGACGCUGAGAUGAAGAAGCUCUCAGACACAGAGGAUCACACCCAGUUUCUACAAAAUUACUCCUCACCUACAUGUCUCAGUGGACCUAUAUAUUUUCCUGCAAUCAACCCCUUUUGUCUGCAGCACUUUGAUAAAGUGCAAAUUGCUGUUUCAGACACCAGAGAUGAACUACAGAACGUCUUGAAUGAGGAAUGGACAAAAGUCUCACUGGCAGUGACUGAAGUGGAUGGUUUACUGUCACAGGACCCCAAGACCAGAGCUGAUUUCUUACAAUAUUCACAACAAAUCACACUGGAUUCAAACACAGCAAACACGCGUCUGUCAUUAUCUGAAGAGAACCAAAAAGUAACAUUCACGGUAGGACAAUAUUAUCCUAGUCACCCCGACAGAUGUACUGACAGGCCUCAGGUCCUGAGUAGAGAAAGUCUGACUGGACGUUGUUACUGGGAGGUGGAGAAGGGAGAGGGAGGAGUUUCAGUAGUAGUAGCAUACAAAGACAAUAGCACUGUAAAUGAAAUAUUUGGAGAUAAUGACAAGUCUUGGGCAUUAGGUUUUUACAAAAAUCGUUAUGAAUUCAAACACAACAAAGUCCAAACUCCCGUCUCAGGUUAUCCGUCCUCCAGAGUAGGAGUGUACCUGGAUCACAGUGCAGGUCUUCUGUCCUUCUACUGCGUCUCUCAAACCAUGACUCUCCUCCACAGAGUCAAGACAACAUUCACUCAGCCGCUCCACGCUGGUUUAUAUCUUCAUGGUCCCACUGGAAACACUGCUCAGCUGUGUGAGCUUAAGCAGGUGUAGCAGUAUGAGUUGAACUCCUAACUACCUGGUGCUCUGUUGACCAAUCACUGCCUCAGGGCCCCGUAUAAAAACUGCUAGUUUCCCCCUUCCCCCUCUCU